Molecule: messenger RNA, 1521 nt
Organism: Phragmites australis (common reed)
Lineage: Eukaryota; Viridiplantae; Streptophyta; Magnoliopsida; Poales; Poaceae
Exons: 2
Coding region: 425-1357 (310 amino acids)
Source: RefSeq, a predicted model, not a curated record
CGCGGCGUAAGCAGCAGCGAUCAAACACGCCCACUCGUACACGCGAGACCUGCCCGCUUUCACACGGACACAAAGCGCGCGACCGAGCAGAGCAAGCGGAGAGGAGAACGCAGGAGCAGGAACAGAAGCAGGAGCGAGCAAGCAGUGAGCACCCGCGACCAUGGCUCUGCUGCCGCUGCCCCUGCCCAGCCUCAUAAUCACCCUUCCCCCUCUCCUCUAGACACGCAUCAUUGCGCUCCGCGCUGCACUCCUCCCGUGUCGCCUCUCGUGUUCUGCUCUCCUCUGUUCUUCUCUUCUCUCUUGCUUCCCGUGCCAGUGCACCGCGCGCGCUAGCUAUAUAUAGCCAGCCGAGGCGGCUUCCGUUUCCCGCUUCGAACAGUGCGGCGGCCGCUGCGACGCGACGACAACUGCAGACGAGGAGGCCAUGAACGCCUUCUUCACGUCCCUGGCGCGCGGGCUGGACGACCUCGGCCGCGCCGGCGGGCUGUCGUCGCUGCCGGCGCUGCUCCGGGCCGCGGCGUUGCUCAGGGGGCUGCACUCGCAGCUCACGCUCAUGGUGGGCCAGCUCCACCUGCCGCCUGGCGGCCGGUGGCUCGACGAGUACAUGGACGAGACCGCGCGCCUCUGGGACGCCUGUCUCGCCGUCAAGCUCGGCCUCGCCGCCGUAGAGCGGUACUGCGCGGCCGCGUCAUGCGCCGCCGCCGCGCUGGACGACUGGCUCCUGGACCCCUCCCCUCUCUCCACUCGCCAGGUGAUGAGGGCGAUCUCGGCCUCGAGAAGGGAGGCGAUGGCAGCGGAGGAGGAGAACCGCGCGCUCUCGGACGCGAGGAUCGCGCCGCUCUCGCUGCAGCUCGACGAGCGGCUGCUGCUGCGCGCCACCGACGCCAGGCUCACCGGCUUCAACGGCUUCCGGGGGCUCCUCUACGCGCUGCACAACGCGAGCUCGCUUCUCUUGCUCAUCCUCGCAACCGGCAGCGUCUCCUGCUCCUGCGCCGCCGCAGCCGGCCAGUGCGCGGCGGAGGGCGCGGACGCCGGUGGUGGAUUCAUGGCGUCCAUCGCAAUGCUGCAGCAGAGGAUGGCGGAGGAGGCCGAGGACGCCAGCGCGACGCCGGGGAUCAGGAUGUGCGAGUUCCGAUGCGCGCGCGCCGCUGUGGAGGCCGUGCGGGAGGAGGUGGAGCGCGCCUCCGCGGCGGGCCGCAAGUGUGAGGACGGCGGCAUCAAGGACAAGGUGGAGGAGCUCAAGGCGUGGCUGGACGUGCUCCGGACAGGCACCGAGAACCUGGUGUGCCAGCUCGACGACUUCCUCGAUGACAUUGUCGAGGGUAGGAAGGAACUCUCCGACCUGUGCAGCCACUGAUCGACCCAUCCAUCCGUCAAUCACAUCGCAGAAGCUCACGGUCCUAGCAUAAAGAUCAUCAUCAGAUGUUCACAUGAAUGAAUGAAUUAUGCUUGUUGCUUGCUUGCAUGGUAGUACAAGUAAAGUAAUACUAGUACUCCAUAACAUCGCAGGAGUACGUACUA